Messenger RNA from Aegilops tauschii subsp. strangulata, 2010 nucleotides. Its product is annotated as LEAF RUST 10 DISEASE-RESISTANCE proteinUS RECEPTOR-LIKE PROTEIN KINASE-like 2.4. Gene Ontology annotation, molecular function: polysaccharide binding; protein kinase activity; ATP binding. Lineage: Eukaryota; Viridiplantae; Streptophyta; Magnoliopsida; Poales; Poaceae. The record is from RefSeq and is a predicted model, not a curated record. Gene Ontology annotation, biological process: protein phosphorylation.
GUGCCCUAAGUACUCUUUGGUUUUGGUGCACUGUGGAUCAUGCUGGUACGGCGGACAUUUGCAGAAAAAUGCGGACUGAGAUAUACCGUUCAUUGCAAUGUCAUUGAAACACAUCCUUAUAAUUCACAGUUUAUGCAAUCUCUUAUAUUGGCUAUCAAAUCUACACAGGCUAUAAUUAAAGUAUAUUUUUUGUUAAACCUGUAUUUGAGCGACAUAGUUGCUUAGUCAAAAGAAAGCCCGUGUUCUAUUGUUCUUCACUAUCUUGCAAUGUUUUUUGUGUGUGUUAUACCUCAUCAGCAGAAUAUUGGAUAUUCAUAUACGAUGCUUAUAUCUCUUUCUUUUGGAAAAACAACCAAUGUAGUACUAUUAGGGGACAUUAUUUCUACUCAUAAUUGUUACAUUAUAUUCCAGGUAGCAGCGAGAGGAGAGGGAAGAAGAUUAUGGUAAUAGGUAUGACAUCAGCAGCUGCAACAUUUCUCUUUGCAUGUCUUUAUGUGCUGAUAUGGCAUAGAAAGGGGAAAAGACUAUGGUUUCUCCUUUGCAAGAAGACUAGCAGCACCACUGAAAAGAAUUAUGAGGCCAUGAUAGUGUCGUAUGGAUCCCUAGCUCCAACAAGAUACACGUACUCAGAGGUAAUGAAGAUAACAUCUUCUCGCAACAAUCAGCUUGGGAAAGGUGGUUAUGGUGUGGUUUUCAAAGGAAGACUACAUGAUGGUCCUCUGGUGGCUGUGAAAUUCUUGCAUGACUGCAAAGGAAAUGGGGACGAGUUUGUGAAUGAGGUCAUGAGCAUUGGCAGGACCUCUCAUGUUAAUGUUGUUAGCUUAUUUGGGUUUUGUUUGGAGGGAUCAAAACGAGCUCUUAUAUACGAGUACAUGCCCAACGGUUCCUUGGAUCAGUACAUUUAUUCAGAGCACCCCAAAGAAAUUUUAGGAUGGGAGAGGCUUUAUGCGAUAGCAAUCGGGAUUGCGCGUGGCCUCGAAUACUUGCACCAUAGCUGUAAUACACGUAUCGUCCAUUUCGAUAUCAAGCCCCAAAAUAUCCUUCUAGACAAAGAUUUUAGCCCAAAGAUUGCUGAUUUUGGUCUAGCUAAGUUGUGUCAUACAAAGGAGAGCAAUCUUUCAAUGACUGGAGCUAGAGGAACAAUUGGAUUCAUCGCCCCAGAAGUUCACUCUCGAACCUUCGGGGUGGUUUCAACAAAGUCAGAUGUUUAUAGUUAUGGAAUGAUGCUGCUGGAGAUGGUUGGAGGUAGGAGAAACGUAAAAUCAAUUGUUGCAAAAUCCAGCGAAAAGUAUUUUCCAGAUUGGAUUUACGAUCACUUUGCACAAGAUGAUGGACUACAAGCAUGUGAAGUGACAAGAGAAAUUGAGGAGAUUGCGAGAAAGAUGACAUUCAUUGGCUUGUGGUGCAUACAAGUGUUACCUAUGUAUCGCCCUACUAUAACCAAAGUUCUAGAAAUGUUUGAGAGAAGCUUAGAUGAUCUGGACAUGCCGCCGAAGCAGAACUUCUGUGAACUACUUGAAAGUUCAGCUCACAAUAUGGAUGUACAAAGUUCAAGUUCUACCAGAUCUGAGGAGAUCAGCCUUGCGAAUUCAAAAAUCCUACAACAAUCGCCAACUCUUUGAGCAGAUAGGCCUUGUGAAUCAAGACUGUGAGAAGGUGGCCUGUACUAGAGUACAUUCAGAAAUUGAACAAGCGCAGCGAAAUUCGGCAUUGUAGUAGACCAUAUUCCAUGUAUGCAUGACCUAGAGUCAAGAGCAUCCAUAUACCAGCGUCCUCAGUUACCGACCACAGAAGGAAUACAAUUUAUUGUGAUGAGUUUUGUGUUCCAACUGCUAAAAGGCAUCAGAGGUAGACAGCCACCAAGGCCUUCUUGGCUGUAACUACAGCCCCUAAAAUUUCAUAAUCCGGAUGCAUACAAUGUAUAUCCAUCUAAGCAUUGUAACAUUAUAUGCCAAUUCAUAGCAAACAGAUUAAUCGUAAAAGCAGAGCGCGUAUACAUACUUGGGAGCU